UUGUUUUUAUUCUCUACGAGCAACAGUCAGAGACCCGCUUAUCUUCGUUGUUUCACAACCCAGUUGGCUUUUUCUUUCUCUAAUUUUCUCUUCUCUGAUAUUUCACGUCCCUUUCAUCGUAUUAGUUGGAAAAAACAAAAAAAAAAUUACUUCUUUUAUAGUAAGAAAAGCAAAAAGUCAAAAGUUGGGAUCAUUUUGAGAAUCUAAAUGGGAAUAAAUAGCAUUAUUCUAUGUAUUUAAAUUCAUAGUUUGUGUGCUUCUUUGGCGAAAAAAAAAAAAAAAGAAAAUGGGAAGGAGCUUUCAGUCCACGAGGAAAGUCCAUGGAGGAGUUCUGGCACUGUGCUGGUGGUUGGCGAACCUUGGAUUAGCUUGGGCUCAUAUCAAUGGAUUUGAGGACCAACCACUUUCCCAGAUUGCUAUCCACAAAACCAUUAUUGCCCUGCUGGACUCCGCCUCCAUUCAAGCUUACCCUUUUGUUCUCGGCUUAAAGGGUGAAGAUACCCAAUGGGUAACUGUGGAUUUAGAACACCCUGAACCCUCUGUGGAUGAUUGGGUCGGUGUCUUUUCUCCAGCAAGAUUCAACUCAUCAUAUUGCCUACCUGUGGAUGACCCAAAACAACAAACUCCAUUUAUAUGCUCUGCCCCAAUCAAGUUCAAGUAUGCGAAUCAUUCCAACUCCGGUUAUACCAAGACAGGAAAAGCCUCUUUGAAGUUCCAACUGAUAAAUCAGCGUGCAGACUUUUCAUUUGCAUUAUUUUCAGGAGGGUUGUCAAAUCCAAAACUGGUAGCAGUUUCAAACUUCAUAUCAUUUGCAAAUCCUAAGGCACCUGUCUAUCCACGCCUUGCACAAGGGAAGUCUUGGAAUGAAAUGACAAUUACCUGGACAAGUGGCUACAAUAUAGAUGAGGCUGUUCCAUUUGUUGAGUGGGGUCUGAAAGGAGAAAUACAAAUGCGAUCCCCAGCUGGAACUUUGACAUUUGAUCGAAGCAGCAUGUGUGGUUCACCAGCAAGGACGGUUGGUUGGCGCGAUCCUGGUUUCAUACACACUAGUUUCCUAAAAUAUUUGUGGCCAAACUCCAUGUACACUUACAGGUUGGGUCAUAUUUUAUUGAAUGGUUCAUAUGUUUGGAGCAAAAACUAUUCCUUCAAAUCAUCCCCAUAUCCUGGACAGAACUCACUGCAGCGAGUUGUAAUAUUUGGCGACAUGGGGAAGGCAGAGCGUGAUGGUUCAAAUGAGUAUAGUGAUUAUCAGCCAGGUUCUCUCAACACUACUGAUCAACUGAUCAAAGACUUGAACAACUAUGACAUAGUUUUCCACAUAGGAGAUAUUUCAUAUUCAAAUGGAUAUAUCUCCCAGUGGGACCAAUUCACGGCACAAGUGGAGGCCAUUUCAUCAACCAAACCUUAUAUGAUUGGAAGUGGUAAUCAUGAACGUGAUUGGCCAAAUACGGGGUCCUUCUAUGAUACUAUGGAUUCAGGUGGGGAAUGUGGUGUGCCAGCUGAGACCAUGUAUUAUGUUCCAGCUGAGAACCGAGCUAAGUUUUGGUACUCGACAGAUUAUGGUAUGUUUCAUUUCUGCAUAGCCGACUCUGAACAUGACUGGAGGGAGGGAUCAGAACAGUACAGGUUCAUUGAGAAAUGCCUUGCAUCCGCAGAUAGAAGGAAACAACCUUGGUUGAUUUUUGCAGCUCACCGUGUUCUUGGCUAUUCCUCUGAUUACUGGUAUGGCAUGGAGGGCUCAUUCGAAGAGCCCAUGGGAAGGGAAAGUUUACAGAGGCUUUGGCAAAAAUACAAGGUUGAUAUAGCAUUUUAUGGUCAUGUUCAUAACUAUGAAAGGACAUGCCCCAUAUACCAGAAUCAAUGUGUAAAUACAGAAAAGUCUCACUAUUCCGGCAUUGUUAAUGGUACCAUCCAUGUUGUUGUUGGAGGGGGAGGAAGCCACUUAUCCACGUUCAGCCAAGUGACCCCUGUCUGGAGUAUUUACAAAGAUUAUGACUUUGGAUUUGUCAAACUCACAGCAUUCAAUCACUCAUCUCUCCUCUUCGAAUACAAGAAAAGCAGGGAUGGGAAAGUCUAUGAUUCUUUCACCAUUUCAAGGGAGUACAGAGAUGUCUUAGCUUGUGUGCAUGAUGGUUGUGAAGCAACCACUUUGGCAUCUUGAAUCAAAUUAUUGAAAUAAUCCUUCAUAUUCGACGUUUAUAAGCAGAAGUUGUUGCCCAUAUGUCUAUACAAUAUUGUUAAAAUAAAAUGAUAAAGAUAUUUUGAAUUUUUCUACA
Molecule: messenger RNA, 2276 nt
Organism: Ziziphus jujuba (common jujube)
Lineage: Eukaryota; Viridiplantae; Streptophyta; Magnoliopsida; Rosales; Rhamnaceae
Product: probable inactive purple acid phosphatase 27
Exons: 12
Coding region: 287-2161 (624 amino acids)
Molecular function (GO): acid phosphatase activity; metal ion binding
Source: RefSeq, a predicted model, not a curated record